Contarinia nasturtii (swede midge) is the source of this 6432-nucleotide messenger RNA. Its product is annotated as BAI1-associated protein 3-like. The record is from RefSeq and is a predicted model, not a curated record. NCBI's taxonomy places the organism in Eukaryota, Metazoa, Arthropoda, Insecta, Diptera, Cecidomyiidae. The transcript is spliced from 11 exons. The coding region runs from base 1138 to 4974 and encodes 1278 amino acids.
UUCGGGAUCGCAAGCAAAUACUGAAUACAUUUCAUAUCCAUACAUAAAUACAUUUUCCAUUCGCGAUAAUCAAACAGAAAAGGGAAAAGACUAUUAGAAACAGAAAAAAAGACAGAUAGAAGAGUAAAUUAGAGUAACGUACACUAAACUGUUUUCCUUCAUUUCAUUUAAUUUUAUUUUUCGUUCGUCGACAUAUAAACACACGAAAAAAAAACGCUUGGUGUCAAUCUGAAUAGGAAUGAAUUUAUCAAGUACUCAAAUUUAUUUUUGUGAAACAAACACCAACACAAAAUGAAAGCACAUUGUGUAUAAAUUUCAAUCAAAUAGAUGAAAAAAAACGAAUUAUAUACAAACAAUAUCGUUAUCAAUUUUUCGCGAAUUACGCAAAAUAGCAUUAAUAAAAAAUCGUAAAAAAUAAAACAUUUAAAAAGAACGAAAACAAAACCGAACGAGAAAACAAAGUAAGCAAGAGACGAAAAGAUUAAAAAUAAUGCGCGUGGUGAAUUAAUCUUCAGCAUUAAAAAAAAAAUUGUAUAUCAUAGUGUGUAUCUGUAUUUAGCAGAGUUUGAGCCGAUGCUCAUCCGUUUUCAAUUUUCAAAACAAUGUGCUUUUGUGAUAAAAAAAAUUCAUCGCUUGGCUAAGGCAGAUAGAGAGUGUUUGCGCGAGAGAAAUGUGUAUGGUAUUUUGGACAAGAAAAGUAUUCGAAGGUGUUUCGAUUCUCAAGGAAAACAAAUAAAUAAACACACACACAGCGAAUAAAUAAAUAAUUGGUAUUGUUUUCUUGUCAAUUUCGAUGAAAAUGUAUAUUCAAUGCUGCAGAAAAUCAACCAACUUCAACUGAAUCCCACGGACAAGUAAACAUAUUGAAGUGAGCCGAAAAAAAUCAUAGAGGGCAAUUUGAGCGUUAAAACAUACGACCACACCACCACCACCACCACCACCGACAAUUGACGUUUAUUCAUUCUGCUGUGUGUCUGAAUGAGUUUAAGUCAAAUUCGUUUUCAGCCGUUUUUUCUCACUUUUUUUUUAUUGGUGAUUGUGUAGCGUCUAAUAUAACAUUUUCAUACACAAUAUCGUGAAAAAGCUGAGGCAACAGGAAAGUGGACGCGUACUCCAAAUUUUCGGAUUUAAAGAAAAAUGAGUUUCUUCAAUUCACUUCAACACUAUGUUACAACCGGUGUAGCUGGUUUGGGACUGAGUCCACGACGUUUUUCGCUGUCACGUCAGGAAUCAAGUGAAACACAGCAACCGCCACCACCGUUAACGCAAACGGAACGAAGAGAAAGCAACAAUUCUCAACAUCAUGGUUUUCCAAAAGUUGUACCAGCGCCAGGUACAAUAACACCUCCACAGAGCCAAGGCUCAAUUCGACGACAAUCACGUGCACUGGAAUGUUUGGCGCCACCUCGUAAAGGAUCGUUUCGUACGCAGCGCGUCUCACCAGUACAUCAAGCAUCGACAUUAGAUCGACCACCUUUGGCAUUUUGCAAACGACGUUUAUCAUGGCCGGAAGUGGAAACACAGUCAACAUCUGGUAUUCAGGAAACGGAUGGUGGAUACUUUGAAGCCUUUACAGCGCUAGCAUGGAAACGAGACAAUCGUCGUAUGUCAGCAGUGCGUACAGCUGAAACUCGAGCCGAAAUGAUACCAGAGAAAGAGCACGAUCAACAAGCCAACGAAGAAAUCUCUGAUACGCCAGAUGAAAAAGAACAAUUAUAUAUUGAAAUAUUGCAAACGAUUGUGCAUUCUGUUGGUGCACCAGCACCAGGCAGUCAGUUUCACCACUACAAAGAUGAUAUGUUUCUGCAAGCGCAACGUGCAUUUGGUGUUUCACCUGAACGUCACUAUCGAUUGUUGCAUACGGCCGCCGAGGAAAAACCAAGAAUCGUCGUAUUGAAUGUGCUUGUGCAAGCAGCCGACAACCUAGAAGCGAAAGAUGCAAAUGGAUUUAGUGAUCCAUAUUGUAUGCUUGGAAUUCAGCCAGGCGGAACGCCAAUUUCGCCUUUGCCACCACCAAUGACACCCCGAACGUUGAGCGAUGUAGGCUUCGACAAUAAUCUAGAUUCGCCACACCAGAGCGAUAAAUUACGCAAACACCAUAGUUUCCGGUUGAGUUUUAAGCGAAAAGAUGGACGACGCGAACACCGAGAUUCACUCAAUGGUCCAGUACCUGCGAAAUUUAUUCGUGCUACAUCCAUUAAAUCGCAUACAUUAUCACCGAAAUGGCAUGAAAAAUUCAAGUUUGACAUAGACGACAUAAAUACGGAUAUAUUCCACUUGGAUAUUUGGGAUCAUGAUGAUGAAAGCUGUGUGUUAGAUGCUGUAUCGCGUUUAAACGAAGUACGAACGGUUCGUGGUUUAGGUAGGUAUUUUAAGCAAGUGUGUCAGUCGGCCAGACAAGGAACGCAAGACGAUUUUUUGGGUUGUGUGAACAUUCCACUUUCGGAAAUUCCAUCAACUGGAAUUGAUUCGUGGUUUAAAUUGGAAGCGAGAAGCCAUCGAAGUAUAGUGCAAGGGCGAAUUAAACUAAAACUUUGGCUAACAGCACGUGAAGAUCGUGGCCAAUGCGAAGAGGAUGAAGUUUCCACUGAUCAUGAUAUAUGGAAAUUGCAGCGUUUGCAUAAGAUUAUGAUGUCACAUGAAAUUCUAACGCACGAACCAUCAUGGACAUGGAGUGGUGAUCUAUCGGGUCCAUCAUUAACGAUUUUACAUCAAAUGGCCGUUCAAUGUGAUUUAUCCGAUUUACAAUGUGCGAUAGCUAAAUUCAUUGCCGUCGCUCAAUUGAAUCGCACAACGCCAAUCGAUCCCAAAUUUAUUCAUCGUUUAUUGCUCGAUAUAGAUCAUUACUGGAAUCAACCGAAUCAAAAUAAAUUGUCACGUGAGGCUGAACAAUGGUUGGCAGAAGCAUUUAACAUUUUCAUUGACAAAUCGUUGUCUCAAAUUCGGGCGCAUCGUGAUAUAUUUCCGGCUUUACAUCCACCGUCAUUGAUACGUUUAGAAUUUUUGCUAAAAUGCUUGGGCAUAUUUAGCAAAUUUCAGGCAUACAAACAAGUGUGUCCAUUUAGCAAAGGCGUUCGCGGUGAAGUUGUUGGCGCUCUUCGCAAGGGUUCCAUUCAAUGGGCACAAUUUUUUCUACGCGAAUCUCAACGGCUUUACAGCUCGUUGAUUUACUUCGUAACCACAAUAAUCGCAAACAUUCAGCUAGGCUUAAUCUAUUAUCAAUCAUUAUUUGAAGCAACUAUUGGUGUUCAGUAUUUUAGCAUUGUGUAUAAGCAAUUCGAUGUUAUCAUAGCCGAGGAGGUAUCGUCACGUAUGGAAUCUGGUCAAGUGCUCGGGUCAACAUUGAGUCAAUGUACGGUGCUCGAAGGCGAUAAAGAACCGGCCGAUACACGUCCGUUUGAAUUGUAUUUAGUGUUACAAGAAUUUGAUUUGUUAAAAAAUCAUUUGGCGGUAAUGCCCCACCCAACUGAAAAACCUUUGGCACUUCAAAACUAUCAUAAUUGGUUUGUACCGACUGUACAACGAUGGAUAAUGGUUGGCAAAGCAAAGGCAUUGAAUCGUGUUCGAGCUGCAAUUUCAUUAGAUAAAAUAUCAGAAGGUGAUAGAAUUGUUCGUCAUACCACGUCAUCAGUUGAUGUUGCCGACAUUUUAUAUCAAAUGCGUGAAUUUUGGAAGCUCCUCAAUUGGCCGGAUGUUAAUUCGGCACAAGCAUUUGAAUCACAAAUAACGGACGCAGUGUGCUCGUGUGUGAUUCAUUAUGCUGACUUGAUACAUCAGCAGCUCGCCGACACUGGCUACUAUGAACAUCAAGGACCGUUUCGUACAUCGGACGAUAUGUGUGUUACCGUCAAUAAUUUGGAGCAUGUACGACGUGCACUAUCCGAAUAUCAAACGGACAAAUCCGAAAUGUCCGGUCAACAGCCACCCGAUCAAUCUGAUAUUUUGCUUGAGUCAACUUUGGCACAAUUAGAAAAUCGCGUUGAGCGUGUUCUCAGUAAAUUGGCACCAUCGAUGCAAGUUCCCUUACAAAAAGCUGUAUUCCAUUUGGCAUGGUCACCCGAAUCGCUACCAACGAAUCAGGCAAUCGUACCGCUGCUUGAAUAUUUGGAUGUACAUUUAUCUGCAUUGAAUUCGGCAUUACUCAUGAAAAAUUUCAAUCGUGCUCUCACCCUAAUUUGGAAUACCGUUCUAAAUGAACUCUCACGACAAAUGGAUACGGGCGGUGAAGGUGAAAAAACAAAAAACUUUCACGAUCGAUUGUAUGAAGCAUUGCAAUUGCUUGUCGACUUUUUCAAUGCUGAAGGAUUGGGUUUGCCGCUCGAAGCAUUGCACAAUGAUACAUACUGGAGAGUGGAUCAACGUCUUCAAUAUCAUAAAAAAGACACCGACAAAUUAAUCGAUAUAUUUUAUUUACAACGCUUGCAAGAGCAACUAAUGGUCGCAUCGCCCGGACCAUAUGGAGUUUUGGCUGUUCGUGCAUAUUUCAAUCAUGAUUCAUUGUGUGUAGAAGUGCUGAGUGCCAGAGACAUCAUACCAUUGGAUCCGAAUGGUUUCAGCGAUCCAUUUGUGAUUGUUGAAUUACUUCCAAGACGAAUAUUCCAGUACUGUGCUGAACAACAAACAAAUGUACACAAGAAAACUCUCAAUCCAAACUUUGACGAAUGUUUCGAGUUUUCGGUAACACUUGAACAAUGUUUGGCUGAAGGUGCAAUGAUCGCAUUUACGGUUAUGGAUCAUGAUGUAUUAACCGCAAAUGAUUUUGCUGGCGAAGCGUUUUUGGCAUUAGGUAAUAUUCCUGGUGUGGCUGAUUACAGUACAAGCAUAGACAAUUUUCACGGACUAAAGCAGGUGGAUUUGCCAUUAAUGCAACAAAACGAUAAAAAUCAUCCGAUUCUACAAAUUUUAGAGUCACGUGCAAGCGACAAACAAGCCAUGGAUUUUGUGCGUAAGCAAAAAGCUCGACUCGCAUCUUAAUCUCAUUAAUCAUACAAAACAUUUGAUAAACAUUACGAAUCCAUAUGGAAAUAAUGAAACAAACAGACAAAAAAAUGAAAAUCCCUCUCAGAAAUUAAGUAAAUGCACAACUUUUGUAAUUCAACGAUUCAUUAAAUGCACUCUAGUUUUAUAGCCAUUUUGUCGCAAUAUUAAAUUUCGGCUUCGGCUAAAAUACAUACACACAUCACACAUAUACAAAUAGAAAACCACUCAAUAUGUCAUUUGCCCAAAUAAAUGUAUGCGCAAAAAAUGAUGAAAUGAUUGGAACGCGAAAAUCAUCAGAAAUUAAUAAUGACAAAAUGAUUGAACACUGACUAGAUAAAAUUUUAAUUUAUUUUGACCCUUGUGCACGCGCGUUCGCAUCAACUAAAUAAUACUUAAUAGGAGAAGAAAUGAAAAAAAAAUAACAAACACAGAAAGAAGAGAAAACCAAAGGGGAGAUGGAAAAAAGUUUGAGAGUUUGGGAGCUCAAAAAAAAAUGAAUAAGUGUGUAUCCAUAAUAUUUUGGAAGCGUAUACAUGGCCUGUCAAUUGAUUAAAGAUGAACAGAAUAAUAAAACAAAUGAAUGGAACUCUGUUACGCAAUAGCAAAGAAAAAGAUUUGAAAAAAAAAAAACCAGUCGAUACUCAAUUGGAUAAUAUUCUAUGUCAAUCAGCCAAACGACAUCGAACGAAAAGUGAAACGUUCAAAAAUGAAUUUCGAUGAAUAAAAACAAUUGAAGCACAGUUUCUCUCGAAUAUUCGAUUCUCGGCCGAAUCAAUGUUGAUAUGCGAUCUUCUCUUUAACUAGCAACUACUUGGUUGAACAGAGUGUGCUUACGCAAGUGUACCACAGUUAGAAACAGAAUAACAAUCCAAAAUGAAAAAUAAACAUACACAUCACUGUGAGAGUAUAAAAAUAAUAUUACCAAAAAAUAUGUUGUUUGCAAUGAAUAGAAGUGUGUGCUAUUUAACAAAACAAAAAGGGGUCAUGAAAAAGAAAUGGCAUUACAUAUAACCGACGAGACAUAUUUUACAAGGAAUUAUCACACACAAUCGUAUUUUAUAUAUGGUGUCGAUUCAAAUUCAAGCUUUGUGAGAACUUAUUGACGAUGAGAUUGAAAAAUAGGACACUAUACACAUAGUAUAUAUAUACAAGUUGAUUUUAUGUACAAUCAAUUUAUUUUUGGAAAUGUAUAACACUACCAAAUUCCAAUAUGCAUACGAUAUAAUAAUAAUAUAUGAUGAAACAGAUUCCUGAGAAUUCUUCAAAUAUUGUCUGUGUGUUUGUGUAAAAUCGAGGACAAAAUAUUUAAAUCGAACAAUCAUACAGUCCUAAAUAUUCGUUCAAUAGAAUUAUUGUGCCAACACUAACAAUUAUGGAUGCUUAUUAGUUUCGUUUUAUUUCUUAAUUGUUUUCGUCGCAUAUUUAUUCAUUAAUCGAAAUUGGAACUGAGAC